AUGCCAGAGUACAACCUUCCCUUCCAGCUGGAAGACCCCAGUCUUCUGCAUUUCGACUCGUUUGUGGGAAACCAAUGGGUUCCCGCCAAAAGUGGGCAGCGCUUUGAGGUCGUUGACCCCGGCUCCGAUACCCCCUGGGCCAGCUGCCCUGCCAAUCGCGUCGAAGAUGUGAAUCCGGCCGUGGAGGCCGCCCAUGCCGCCUUUGAAUCCUACAAGAAGACCAACCCGCGGCAACGCGCGCAGUGGCUCAUGAAAUGGGACGCGCUCAUCCGUGCCGCCCGCUCGGAUCUAGCCCAGAUCCUCACCCACGAGACCGGGAAGACCCUGGCCGAGUCCUAUGGCGAGAUCGACUACUCCACGGGCUUCACCUGGUGGUUCGCGGGGGAAGCGGAGCGCAUCCACGGCUCCGUCAGCGUGCCGGCCGCGCCGAACCGCCGCGUCUUCACCAUCAAACAGCCCAUCGGUGUGGCGGCCGCCCUGGUGCCCUGGAACUUCCCCAUCGCGAUGGUGCUGCGCAAAGCCGGCGCCGCGCUGGCGGCCGGGUGCACGAUGAUCGUCAAGCCGAGCCCGGAGACGCCGCUCACGGCCCUGGCCCUGGCCCACCUGGCGCACCAGGCGGGCAUCCCCGCGGGCGUGUUCAACGUGCUCACGACCGACCUCGACAACACGCCGUCGCUGAGCGAGGCGCUGUGCAAGCACCCGCUCGUCAAGAAGGUGACCUUCACGGGAUCAACGCGCGUCGGCAAGCUCAUCGCCGCCCACUGCGCCGAGGGCCUGAAAAAGGUCACCCUCGAGCUGGGCGGCAACUGCCCCUUCCUCGUCUUCGACGACGCCAACCUCGACCAGGCGCUGGACCAGCUGAUGGCGCUCAAGUGGCGCCACGCCGGCCAGGCGUGCAUCACCGCGAACCGCGUGUACGUGCAGGCGGGCGUGUACGAGCGGUUCGCGCAGAUGCUCAAGGAGCGCACGCAGGCGCUGGUCGUCGGGCACGGCGCGCGCGAGGGCACGACCAUGGGCGCCGUCACGACCCCGCGCGGCGUGGACAAGGCGCUGGCGCACGUGGAGGAUGCCCGGCGGCGGGGCGCCGACGUGAUCCUGGGCGGCGGGAAGGUGCCCGGCACGCGCGGCUACUUCUUCCAGCCGACCAUCCUGACAGGCAUGACGCCCGAGAUGCUGGUGUCGCGCGAGGAGACGUUUGCCCCGAUCGCGGCGCUGUACCGAUUCGAGACGGAGGAGGAGGCGGUGCGCCUGGCCAACGACACGAGCAUGGGGCUGGCGAGCUACGCCUUCACCAAGAACGUCGACCGCAUGUGGCGCAUGCUGGAGAACCUGGAGGCCGGCAUGAUCGGGAUGAACUCGGGCAACUCCUCGGCGGCGGAGUCCCCAUUCGGCGGCAUCAAGGAGUCCGGCUAUGGCAAGGAGAGUGGCAAGGAUGUGGCCGUGAAUGAGUAUCUGAUCACCAAGACGGGGACAUUCACGAUCGAGGGACAGUAUUAA
Messenger RNA from Aspergillus clavatus NRRL 1, 1497 nucleotides. Its product is annotated as NAD-dependent succinate-semialdehyde dehydrogenase. The coding region runs from base 1 to 1497 and encodes 498 amino acids. Gene Ontology annotation, molecular function: succinate-semialdehyde dehydrogenase (NAD+) activity. Lineage: Eukaryota; Fungi; Ascomycota; Eurotiomycetes; Eurotiales; Aspergillaceae. The record is from RefSeq and is a predicted model, not a curated record. The transcript has 2 exons.